Theileria parva strain Muguga is the source of this 1980-nucleotide messenger RNA. It is a transcript of the gene dhx8, whose product is annotated as Helicase associated domain (HA2) family protein. Gene Ontology annotation, cellular component: intracellular anatomical structure. The coding region runs from base 319 to 1980 and encodes 553 amino acids. The record is from RefSeq and is a predicted model, not a curated record. Lineage: Eukaryota; Apicomplexa; Aconoidasida; Piroplasmida; Theileriidae. Gene Ontology annotation, molecular function: RNA binding. The transcript is spliced from 9 exons.
AUUUCAGAAUCCUUGCCAAUUAACCUAGUCAAGGACCUAAUAUUUGAAAAAAUAAAAGAAAACCAAUGUUUGAUCUUGGUUGGGUCAACGGGUAGUGGAAAGUCGACAUCUGUGCCAUUAUGGCUUUACACAAGUUUUACCAACCCGAAACAAAAAUUGGUAGUUACACAACCGAGAAGAGUAGCGGCAAUUUCGCUAGCAAAAUAUGUAGCGAAUCUCACAAAUACCGAACUCGGUACCACAGUUGGGUUCAACGUGAGAUUCCUAAAUAAAUCUAAUGAAUCAACAAGAAUCAAGUAUGUAACUGAUGGGAUUCUUAUGAGGGAAUCAAUAUCUGACCCACUUCUGUCAAAAUAUUCAAUUGUAAUAAUAGACGAAGUACACGAACGAUCGAUUAGAUCAGAUAUACUGCUUGGAAUUAUUAAAUUAGCACUCACAAAAAGGCCCGAACUAAAGCUUAUUGUAAUGUCCGCAACCAUAGAUUCUAAUGUGUUCAAUGAAUUUUUCCAGAAUUCUUUCACAAUUAAUGUACCCGGAAGAUUGUUCCCAGUUGAUAUAUACUACACACCAGCACCCUUUGAAGAUUAUAUCGAGGCUGCAAUGAUAUCGGUUUUGCAGAUAAAUCUGUCAACAGAAACGGGUGACAUACUGGUAUUUUUGCCAGGCCAAGAAGAUAUAGAAAUACUAGAGCGUCUCUUAAAGCAAAAAGUUAAACAUUUAAAUGACUCAAUGGAGUCAGUUGACCAUAAAAACAUGAACAAAGUGUUUUUAAAAGUAGGAGAAGUGAAGUAUAAAAUGACCGGCUGGAGAUCGUUGGUGAUAUGCCCAUUAUACUCCGCACUAUCGCUAGAAAGGCAGAAUUUGGUAUUCAAAACUACACCACCAAAGUCCAGAAAGGUGGUGUUAGCGACAAACAUCGCAGAAACAUCACUAACGAUUCCUGGGAUUAAAUACGUAAUUGACACUGGCCUAGUUAAACAGAGAAAGUACAACCCAAAGAAUAACUUUGAAUCACUAACUGUUAACAUAACAUCAAAGUCAUCAGCUAAACAGAGAGCUGGAAGAGCUGGGAGAGAAGGGCCAGGGGAGAUAUACCGUCUCUACACACUUGAUUCAUACGAAAAAAUGCCCCAAAACACAACUCCUGAAAUACAUCUUAUCGAUUUUUCGUUUGUUUUCCUUCAACUUAAAAUGAUCGGAGUUAAGGACAUAUUCGAGUUUCCGUUCAUUGAUCCUCCAGAUAAAGGAACAAUAUUAUCAGCUGCAUUAAACUUAUACAGACUUGGAGCAUUGGAUUCUGAAGGGAAUUUAACAGAAGCAGGGAAGAUGAUGGCACAGAUACCACUAUUGCCAAUGCAUUCUAAACUACUUAUUUCAUCAUUUGAGUUUUCAUGUACCUCAGAAAUAUUGACAAUUGUUUCUAUUCUCUCAUCAGAAAUUGCACUCUUUGAUACAGAAAAGUUUAAUCCUGAGGGAGUGAAAUUAAGAUCAAAUUUGUAUAAUAAGUACGGAGACCACUUAACACUGUUGAAUAUCUAUAACCUUUGGGAAAAUGCAAAUUCCCGAGAAACAUUUUGUAAACAAUUUGCAGUAAAUAAUCACGCAUUCAAUAGAGCAAAGGAUAUCAGAAACCAACUUGUAUCUAUUAUAACCUCAGAACAAUUUGGAGUAAAAAACAUAUCCAAAUUAACUGAUUCAUCGAGCUGGGACCAGGUAAGGAAGUGUUUGACAAAGGGAAACUGGACCAAUUCAGCUAAAUUCUGCCCUGAAACAAAAUCAUAUAACACACUGGUCAACAAUCAAUGUGUAUACAUCCAUCCAUCAUCAGUAAUGUUCAACAGACCCACCUUUCCUGGAUAUGUUGUUUUCAACGACUGUAUAUUAACGAAGAAAAAUUAUAUUCAAAAUGUAACCGAGAUAUCAGAACAGUGGUUAUCUACAUAUGUACCAAAUUUCUUUAAAACAAACGCUGUAAAAUAA